GAGGCUGCUGGAAGACUGACUGGCCACUUCAAUACACACAUUUAUACAAAAAACACCCGCGGACUGAGAGAAACUGGUCCAACAAGUGCUCGGAGGAAGGAGAGGGAGAGAUGGACCAGCAGAAACAGACAAAGUACAACUCCAAGGAGAGGCAGGACGGCGGGGACGGCGUCUCCGCGCUCAACGGGCACUUCGCCGGGAUGAUGAAGCGGCCGGGGGGCGGGCCCCCCUCGGGGCCCCCCUCGGAGCCCGGGGCCCCCCGGGGCUCCAUCCCCGGGGCCGCCUCCUCCUCCUCGGUGAUGGAGUCCUGGAAGGAGGAGCGCACCCGCAGCCUGGAGGACAACGAGCUGAGCCUGCCGGCGCUGGCCGCCGCCUACAGCAGCAUCCUGCGGGGGCUGGGCGAGGACCCGCAGCGGCAGGGCCUGCUCAAGACCCCCUGGAGGGCCGCCACGGCCAUGCAGUUCUUCACCAAGGGCUACCAGGAGAAGAUCACCGACGUUUUGAACGACGCCAUCUUUGACGAGGACCACGAUGAAAUGGUGAUCGUCAAGGACAUCGACAUGUUCUCCAUGUGUGAACACCACCUGGUGCCCAUCUUCGGCAGGGUUCACAUCGGUUACCUCCCCAACAAGAGAGUCCUGGGCCUCAGCAAACUGGCCAGGAUAGUUGAAAUCUACAGUCGUCGACUACAAGUUCAGGAGAGGUUGACCAAACAGAUCGCCGUGGCGAUCACAGAGGCCCUUCAGCCCACCGGCGUGGGAGUCGUCAUCGAAGCCACUCACAUGUGCAUGGUGAUGCGGGGCGUCCAGAAGAUGAACAGUAAAACCGUCACCAGCACCAUGUUGGGAGUUUUCAGGGAAGACCCGAAGACCCGGGACGAGUUCCUGACGCUCAUCCGGAGCUGAGGAUGGAGCUGCUCCUCCUCCUGCUGCUGUUGCCUGGGGUUACCUCCACCAGUGUGUGUGUGUGUGUGUGUGUGUGUGUGUUUCCAGUUUACCAAAGGCAGUGACGGGUGGUUUACUGUGUUUUUAGUCUUCGUAAAGACCUGACAGAGCGGCGCGUUACCUCAGUGAUCUCAGUGUGGGGUCGCUGGCUGACAUGUUUACUUUUAGAUGGCAGUGCAGACUUUACCCCUAUUUGUCCACGUGGUGUGUGUGUGUGUGUGUGUGUGUGUGUGUGUGUGUGUGUGUGUGUGUGUGUGUGUGUGUGUGUGUGUGUGUGUGUGUGUGUGUGUGUGUGUGUGUGUGUGUGUGUGUGUGUGUGUGUGUGUGUGUGUGUGUGUGUGUGAGAGGAGGAUUUAUGCUGAUAACUAAAACAGUAUUUUUCUACACUUCAACAAUCAAGAUGCAUAUUUGCGUUAAAUUGGAGUGAAAUACUAAAAGUUAACUCGUCACCAGCUGAGUCCGCGCACCUGUUUGGCUUCACUCAGUUCUUAAAUGUUAAAAGUGGCUCAUUUGUCCAUUUCACUCAGCUAGCCUCAGCUCAUCGAUCAGCUCAAUAGCUGUUUGUUUUCUCAGCUCUGCUCGACAUCUUUCAGUCCUGAACCACAAAUCCAGCAUGUUUUCCUCAUCAAGUUAAACAAAUUGAUGCACUUCUACAGAUGAUUUUAACAUGUUUAACCUGCCUCCCUCCAUCGUAGCUUUACACCCCUCCCUCUGAGCAGAAGUGGACGGUAAAAAGAGAGCCAGUCAUUUUUAAAGGCUCCCAAUUUCCUACAUAUAUCUUGUCAAACUAAAACAAGAAAAGUACAAGCUAAUUCCAAGAGUUUACUUUCAUAACUGCUCGUAAGAACUAGCAGCUAUUGCACUUGAACCUGAAAUGAAAGGAUACACAGUGAAAUCUGACAUCUUUCCAUCGUGGAAAAAAUGGACCAAACUCUUUUUACGCUUUUUAAUAAAUAUGAUUUAUUUAAGCAGAAGAAACCCUGUGGAGAACAUGGCCGUUAGCAUGUGGCUAACUUGGCGGCAGGUCGACCCGAACCACACGACUUUAACCUGCAGCUGCGGUUGAAGCUGAAUGUGACUGCAGUGACACAACAAACACGGGUUCAACUGAUUUGUAGUUAAAACUGGAAACCAGAAGAAUACGCAGAGCUGAAGUUUGAGGCCACGUUUACACAAAGCCGGGUAUUUACAAAAAUUGAUAUUUCCCCCUCUACGUUUUGAAAAAUACCAUCAUUUACACGAACCCGGAUAAAUAUGCUGUUAGUCAUGCUAGCCAAUCAGAAUCCUGGAAAAAAAACAUCAACAAAUGACACGUGUAACUUCCAGUUACUUCCAAGAUGAACGAGUCUUUCGUUUGGAGUGACAGAGAAGUGGAGUUACUUUUAAGUGUGACUUUAGAAUAUAUAACAGGUAAAAUACAAGAAAAUAUUGACGGUGGCCAAACAAAUUGUAAACACAGGUCGCACUCAUGACGCUGGUGACGUUUCUGUUGCAUAAUGUGACGUUCUGAAGCCUAAACGUCCGUUUCUCUCUGUUUACAAGCAAACGUGAAGACAGAGUUUUUGCAAAUCUCCACUUUGGCUGGAGUUUUCAGAAAUGAUGGUUUUUGGUGACUUUGAGCUUCGUUUUCAUGUAAACGUACGGCCAAAACGCAUGAAAACACCACCGUUUUUGUUACGUGUAAACUUGGCCUGAUUCUGAUCGGUAGCUUCUGAUUCUGCAGCGGCCCUUCUUCUCCCACCAAGAUCAGGAGAUGAACUACAGAACAUCUGCACUGGAAUUGGAGCUAAAAUUAGUAUUCAUGACACUUGUCAACAUAAUAUUCAUCAAAAACUACUGAAGCUGAGGUAGAUGCAUUGUUUGGAAACUCUAGAUGGACAUCACCAUAGCAACAUGAAUUGAUGCUUCAAAGUUUAGAUGGCAAAGUUGCUCAAAACCCAGAUGGAAAUAAUCUUUACUGGUUUAAAUGCAGCGGGUUAUGAAAACACCAGCCGUCCACGAGCGCAUUCAGGUUUAAACCUGCUCGCUUUGGUCCGCUCGCUUCCCUGUGACAAACUUUAGCCUCCUUCCGUCCAGUCUCUUCAUCAGUGUUUAAAAAGCUCACCGCUGAUUUAAAUAAAGAAAUCAAAGCAUUAUCUUAAACUGAAACUGUGAACAUCCUGCCUAGAAACUCAAAUCCAGAGCCAAACUCAUCUGAAGGUGACGCCAGUGUGUCAGUAUUUCUGUGUGAGGACCCGCCUUCACGCGCCAACACGCCUCUGAAAUACGACCAAAAACCCUCUAACCAGGGGUAAAUUAAACCCGUUAGUGUGUGUGUGUGUGUGUGUGUGUGUGUGUGUUGAUAGCAGAUGAUCAGUGUGGACACGAGUGUGUGUUGUUCAGUGACUUUGUGUCCAUUUGUGUAACAAACUUGUGCGUCUCCAUGCGUCCAAAUGUCCAAAUGUCCCCAGUCGCUCUGGAGGUUUAAACACGGGACUGGAACAGUGUGUUUAUGUGUGUGUGUGUGCGUGUGUGUGUGUGUUGGGAGGAAGAUGAGCACCAACAAACAGCUCUGUUGUUGUUUUUGUGGCCUUUUAGAGAAGGACGGCUUGUUCUUCGGCACCUUCGCCGUCAUUGUCUUUUAUGUACCGUGUUCAUUUCAGAGACUUUUUAAUCCAAGAUAUUAAAUCUCUAUGUGACAGCA
Molecule: messenger RNA, 3627 nt
Organism: Cololabis saira (Pacific saury)
Lineage: Eukaryota; Metazoa; Chordata; Actinopteri; Beloniformes; Belonidae
Gene: gch1
Product: GTP cyclohydrolase 1
Exons: 6
Coding region: 111-905 (264 amino acids)
Biological process (GO): tetrahydrobiopterin biosynthetic process; tetrahydrofolate biosynthetic process
Cellular component (GO): cytoplasm
Molecular function (GO): GTP binding; GTP cyclohydrolase I activity; zinc ion binding
Source: RefSeq, a predicted model, not a curated record